Cydia pomonella (codling moth) is the source of this 3676-nucleotide messenger RNA. RefSeq lists its product as uncharacterized. Bases 318 to 2300 code for a protein of 660 amino acids. The transcript is spliced from 7 exons. The record is from RefSeq and is a predicted model, not a curated record. NCBI's taxonomy places the organism in Eukaryota, Metazoa, Arthropoda, Insecta, Lepidoptera, Tortricidae.
GCUUUGACAUUUAUGUGUGUCAAGGUAAAUUGUCAAAUAAAAUAAAUUUAGAAUUUAUAAUAAUUUAAUUAGAACUGAUCUAAACUAUUCUAAAAAUCAAAUACGGUGAUGAUUUAUUGUAUUCAUUUAACUAUGGACAUACUUGGUUCAAUAAUGUGUGAUCAAGUAUAAUGCUUCUUCGGACUUCUAGGGGCUACGAGGUCCCCAACCGUCGUCAGGCAUUUUAUCCAAAUUAGGACUCUUCCACGAUUGGCGCGUCGUUUAGAGAAAUGCCAGGGACGUGAAAUUUGUGUAUUAUAAUUAGUGUUUGUCUCGCGAUGGGCGACAAAAUGAACGGAGAAUAUUUUGCUCCUGACACUGCAACCUUCAAUUACAACAAUGUGACGGGCGGUGGAGACAGCGCCAGUGGCGGCUCGGGCGGGUCGGGCAUGGAGUGCAUGCAGCUGCGCUCCCAGCCGGAACCCUUCCACUACCUCAUCUCGGAGCAGGCUAAAUCCCUCGUCGCCCUACAGGAACUCCAGAAUGAGGUCGGAGCUUUGCUCGAGUUCCGCGAUCUCGUCAUCGAGACAUUCCCGAAUCUUCGGUCGAAGAUGGCGCCGUCAACUCCCGCCAGUGGGACCCGUCGCGACUGGGAGCCCGGCGUGCGCGUGCGACGCAAGCUGGCCGGCAGCGGCGGCGGCGGCGACGCUACCCGCACCAAACCGCAGCCCUCCGUCCAAGAUUCCGGCUUCAGCACCGAGACCUCUUGCGGGAAAGACGCUCAAUCAUCAUCCGCCUCUCGAUCCCGCCCGCUCGAAGACGAGCUGUGGGCACUCCUCGACGUCAUACAAAGGAAAGGCGUCAGAUUACGGGACGAAGCGGAGUUGCUUCGGGGCGAGCUCGACGAAAGACCCUCGGCAGAUACGGCGGAGGAAUCGUUUGCGAGAGCGCUGUCGGGCUGCGGAGAGUGUUCGGACGUGAGGCGACUUCGCAGCGAAAGAGAUGCGUUGCUCACCAGAGCGGCCCAGCUCGAGGCCGAGGCGGCCGCCACGCCGCCGCGCGCGUCCUCGUCGCCGCUGGGCCGGCUGGACCGCGCGCUGGACACACCGCCGCGGCCCCCGCGUGUGCCCACGCCGGACUCCAAGAAGUUCGCGGCGAUUCUCCAAGAGAGCAAUCCCGUGGAACUUCAAAGACAACUCCUUAGCUCCACUGUACAGAAUCAGGUGUUACGUGAAUGGAUGAGCCGCGCUGUAAAGCAGCGCGCGACAUUACUCGAGCGGUUGGAGCAGGCGCGCGAUCUGAACGAAGACCUCAAAUUUCGGUUAGAAGAGAAGAGCGUCGAAUUAGACAGUGUAAAAAGUCGCGUGCGGCAGUUAGAGGGGGUGAGGGAGGUUCCGACGGAGCCGCCCGGGCCGACGCCGAGCGCGCCCCCGCCGGCCGCCGCGCCCGCCGCGCCCGCCGCGCCCGCCACGCCCGUCAGCAGCCGCGGCCGCUCGGCGCGCGCCAGCCCGGAGCGCCGCUCGCACAGCAGCAUGCGCGACAUGCAGCCGCUGCCCAUGCCCGAGCAGGAGCCGCGCUCCGCCUGCACGCCCGACACGCCGCGGCGCCGGCCGUCGCGCAUCCCGCUGCACACGGCGCACAAGGGCGCGGCGCCGCGGCCGCCGUCGGCCGCGUCGGCGCGCUCGGCCGCGUCGCGCGGGCGGCCGUCGCUGCCGCCCGCAGCCGCUCCCGCGCCCGCACCCGCACCCGCACCCGCGCGCCGCCCGCCGCCGCCUCACGAGAACAAGGUGCGCGCCCUCCUGGAAUACAUGUUCCAAUUCCAAAGAUUCCGGCCGAAAGUUACCGAUCCCAAACUAACCGUGUCGUGUCGCGUCCUGACCGUUCUCAUGUUUCGGUUUUGGUUCUCAAGCCGCGGGCGAGCCGGGCGACGCGGGCGCAGCUUCGCCCUUCGUAGCUCACAUGCCAUUAUGUCGAUCAGUCGGCGAGCGUCGCGCGAGUCCGAGCCGGAGCCGUACCUGGACUCGCUGAGCUUCGUGGUGUCGGAGGCGCGCGUGGCGCUGGCGGCGGAGUACGUGGCGCGCUCGGAGCGGCUGUUCUCGCGCCUGCGCGCGCCGCCGCCCGCGCCGCGCCACCUCGCCCGCGAGCUCACCGAGUCCAUCCUCUACGAGUCGGCCGGCCGCAUCGACACCGCACUCAUGUCCGUCACCUCUGGAGACUCGCUUUGGAACGGCAGGCCUCAGCAGUACUUCGAGAGCAUGAAUUACGCUGAAAAUGACAACACGAAUGAGAUCGAUUGCGAUAAUGAUUCUUUAGCACCUUGAGAAUAUAACACUGCGUGUACUGUACCUACCUAGUUAAUAUUUGAGUCUUUCUGUUAGUAAAACUUGUCUUCGGACUCUCUGAGUUCGCCUCGCAUUUGUGACGCCAGUGUAUUUCCAUUUUCAGAUGUAUCAUUCCAUGUAAAAGGAACUAUUAGAAACGUCUCUAGAGAUCUGUGAUAUGUCACGUUUUAUAAACCCUCACCGACGAUAACUUUUGUAGCGUUUUUGCAGGCGUUUUCAUGAACUUUUCGACUAAUGUGAGAGUCUUAUUGUUGUUCCUCUAACAAUUAUGAGACCCAAUUUACAAUUGAUCCAAGUAUUUUAAUUGAAGAAAUUAAAUAUUAACUCCUAGAUAUGUAAGUAGAAGUUCUCUCCAAAAUACUGCGCAAUUUAUAUGGUUCCUUGUCUCCGUCGCUUUCCAAAUUGAAAUGGAAUGCUUGGAGAAAAAGAAAGUAAAACAAUAACAUUUAUUAUUGCCAACUAUUAUUUGCUAAAAUACUAUCAUAGUUACUGUUAAUAUAAUUACUUAUUCAAAUAUUAUGCGCUUUUAUUAAUUAAGCGAUUUGUGCCGUAACGGUAGCUAUUUUACAUGUCACGUCAUUCCUAAGGCUAUAUAAGAACAGACUGUAACUAUAAAUUGAGUGAGAGCUUGGAACGACUGUAGCAAGGCUGUGAAACAAUUUGUGUGCUUGAAGUUGUGUUUCAUUUCAUGUAAGGGGGUAGGCAUCUUAGCAUUAGAGAUAUUACGGAAAUGGUUCACACGGUAAGCAUUGGGUGUAAGUAUCGAUUUAUUAUUUAUAUGUACUAUUGUUAUUUAAAAACUUCUAUGUCCAGAUGUGAACGUCCUCGCGUCGCAUAGCACGUGUACCGCCGCGCAGUAGUCUGAGGUUAGUUUCAAUUUAUAGGGUACUGUGCGACACGUUACCUAUGACGGCGUUCGGUAACAAAAUAGUAGGAGACUGAUUUUGUAUAAAAUAUAAAAAAAUAGUGAUAGCUUAUACCAAGUUAGGGAAUUUCCUUUCAAUAGUGCCCUAUUCAUGCUUUCUUUGUAUAUAAUAUUGCCUACAUGUGAAUAAGUGUUACUGAAUUAGACAUUAAAAAUAUUCCAAUUCUGUAGUAUAUGACUGUAUUUUAUGUAACAUAAGAUUAAAUGUAGCCUAUAAACUACCUAUUGAUAAUUAUUUAAGUCAACUGUUUAUUGUACAGAUUUCAAAGGCGAUGUUAAGGUUUUGUAAAUUAUUAAGCCACUACCUACCUACAAUUUAAGAUACUCAUAAAUUUAUCUAGUUGACUUGAAUCUAGUUGAUGACUUAUGUACAGCUGUACAGAAAUCAUAUCAUUAUAUACAAAUUAUUCAAUUAAAUUGUUCAUAUGAA